GAACGUAAAAGUGAACGGUCCUUAACGACCACAAAGCGCCCCUUCUAGGAGUGGUAACGCCCAGGAUAACGGAAAACAGCCCCAGCCCCCUCAAGGGCGAGCUCAGGGGCGGGCUUUAAUUUCCAGACCCACUGAUUGGCUAGCUGCAGGCGCUGGCCUCCCAUGAUUGGUCGCUGCCGCGAGGGCCGCCGGUACUAGCACGCUGCGAUUGUUCCAGAAGAAAGAGACAGCGAUGGCGGCAGAACCUUCGAAGGCUGCGUCUGCCCGGUCUUCCUACCAGUGGAUGGGGAGGAAGAGUCAGCCCUGGGGGGCCGCUGAAAUCCCGUGCACCAGGUGUGGAAGGAGGGUGUCCAGAGCAUCCGGUCAUCAUUAUGAACUUCAAUGUGGACAUGCUUUAUGUGAACUGUGCUUGUUAAUAACUGAAGAAUGCACUACAAUUACAUGCCCUGAUUGUGAGGUUGCUACAGCUGUGAAUACUAGACAAGGCUACUACUUAAUGGCUGGAUGUUUUAAAGAAGACCCUGUAAUGGCAAAACUGCGGCCUAAGACAAUAAAGAAUUGUUCUCAGGACUUUAAGAAGACUGCUGAUCAGCUAACUACUGGUUUAGAACAUUCAGCAUCCACACACAGGACUGUUUUGAACUCAUCAGCUGUAAUGUUGGACAUUAACACUGCAGAAGAAAUUGAUGAAGCAUUGAAGACAGCACACCACAACUUUGAACAAUUAAGUAUUGCUGGAAAAAUACUUGAACACAUGCAGAAGCAAACAAGAGAGGAGACAGAAAGUGUUAUAGAAGUUGUGGAGAAACAGUUUGACCAACUUACGGCUCUUUUUGAUUCCAGGAAAAAGAACCUAUGUGAAGAAUUUGCAAGAACGGCUGAUGCUUAUCUAUCAAAUUUAAUAAAGACUAAAAGCUGCAUUGAAGAGAAAAGAAAUAAUUUGAAUGCAGCUAUGAACAUAGCAAGAGCAUUGCAAUUAUCACCUUCUCUAAGAACAUAUUGUGACCUGAAUCAGAUUAUCCGGACUUUGAAAUUAACAUCAGAUUGUGAAUUAGCACAAGUUAGUUCUCUAAAACAAAGGAACCCUCCCAGGUUGAAUGUGAAUUGCAGUGAGAUUAUCUGUAUGUUCAAAAAUAUGGGAAAGAUUGAAUUUGAGGACUCAACAAAAUGUCAUCCCCAAGAAAAUGAAAUUAGUCAGAAUGUUCAGAAGAAAUACAAUAACAAGAAGGGGCUUUCUUGUUAUGAUACAUACCCACCAGUAGAAAAGAAGAAGAUUGACAUGUCUGUCCUAACCAAUGAAGCACCACCACCUCGUUUGCAACCUGAGACAAAUAAUGUACAUUUAGAAGCAAAAAACUUGCAGCCACAGAAAGACAUUGUUGCAACAGCAUCCCCUAAAACCAUUACUCUGUUACCUCAAAUGGGAUCUAGCCCUGAUGUGAUAAUUGAAGAAAUUAUUGAAGACAACAUAGAAACAUGCAGCACAGAUGAUCUUGUGGAGACACAUAGAUAUCCAAAAAAGCCUCUUCAGAAAAUCUCAUCUGUUCUUUUUGGAUCAAAAGCAGGUUCUGCAGAGCUAGUUUUUGUAAGCCAUGUAAUAGAUCCUUGCCAUUUCUACAUUCGGAAGUAUUCACAAAUAAAAGACGCAAAAGUACUGGAGAAGAAGGUGAAUGAAUUUUGCAACAGGAGUUCACACCUUGAUCCUUCCGACAUUUUGGAACUAGGUGCAAGAAUAUUUGUCAACAGUAUUAAAAAUGGAGUGUGGUGUCGAGGAACUAUCACAGAAUUAAUUCCAAUAGAGAAUAAAAAUAUUAGAAAACCUUGUAGUCCAACCAAAUUCUUUGUCCAUGAAGUUGCACUAAUACAAAUAUUCAUGGUAGAUUUUGGAAAUUCUGAAGUCCUGAUUGUCACAGGAGUUGUUAAUACCCAUUUGAUACCGGAACAUUCUGCUGACCAACAUACUGCGGUAAAUGAUUUAUGUCUGUUUCUAAGGAAAUCUGAACCAUAUAUUGAAGGGCUGCUAAAAGACAUCCAGCCAUUAGCACAACCAUGCUCAUUGAAAGACAUUGUUCCACAGAAUUCAAAUGAAGGCUGGGAACAGGAGGCUAAAGUGGAAUUUUUGAAAAUGGUAAAUAACAAGUCUGUUUUAAUGAAAGUUUUUAGAGAAGAAGAUGGUGUGCUUAUUGUAGAUCUGCAGAAACCACCAACAAAUAAAAUAAGCAGUGAUAUGCCUGUGUCUCUUAGAGAUGCACUAGUUUUUAUGGAACUAGCAAAGUUUAAGUCACAAUCACUAAGAAGUCAUUUUGAAAAAGAUACUACUUUACACUAUCAUCCACCUAUUUUGCCUAAAGAAAUGACAGAUGUUUCAGUAACGGUUUGUUAUAUAAAUAGUCCUGGAGAUUUCUAUCUUCAUUUGCUAGAGGCUGUGGAUUUUUUACCUCUAUUGAAGACAAUCGAGGAUUUCUAUAAAAAUGAAGAUGGAGAAAAUCUGGAAAUCCUCUGUCCAGUUCAAGAUCAAGCCUGUGUAGCUAAAUUUGAAGAUGGAAUUUGGUACCGAGCAAAAGUUAUCGGAUUGCCUGGACAUCGGGAAGUUGAAGUUAAAUAUGUGGACUUCGGUAAUACUGCAAAAAUAACAAUUAAAGACAUCCGUAAAAUAAAAGAUGAGUUUCUGAAUCCCCCAGAAAAGGCAAUUAAAUGUAAGCUGGCCUAUAUUGAACCAUAUAAAAGGGCAAUGCAGUGGUCCAAAGAAGCUAAAGAAAAAUUUGAACAAAAGGCUCAAGAUAAAUUUAUGAUAUGUUCAGUUAUCAAAAUUCUGGAAGAUAAUGUGCUCUUAGUUGAGCUUUUUGAGUCUCCUGGUCCUCCUGAAAUUACUAGUAUUAAUGACCAGCUAGUCAAAGAGGGCCUGGCAUCUUAUGAAAUAGGAUAUAUCCUCAAAGAUAAUUCUCAAAAGCAUAUUGAAAUUUGGGAUCCUUCUCCAGAAGAAAUUAUUUCAAAUGAAGUAAACAAGUUAAAUCCUGUGUCUGCAAAAUCUCUACCUAAUGAGAAUUUCCAGUCACUUUAUAAUAAGGAAUUGCCUGUGCAUAUUUGUAAUGUAGUAUCUCCUGAGAAGAUUUAUGUUCAGUGGUUGUUAACUGAAAACUUACUUAAUAGUUUAGAAGAAAAGAUGAUAUCUGCUUAUGAAAACUCAAAAUGGGAACCUGUUAAAUGGGAAAAUGAUAUGCACUGUGCUGUUAAGAUCCAAGAUAAAAAUCAGUGGCGAAGAGGUCAGAUCAUCAGAAUGGUUACAGACACAUUGGUAGAGGUUUUGCUGUAUGACGUGGGUGUUGAACUAGUAGUGAAUGUUGACUGUUUAAGAAAACUUCAAGAAAAUCUAAAGACAAUGGGAAGACUCUCUUUGGAAUGUUCUCUGGUUGACAUAAGACCAGCUGGUGGGAGUGACAAGUGGACAGCAACAGCUUGUGACUGUCUUUCAUUGUACCUGACUGGAGCUGUAGCAACUAUAAUCUUACAGGAGAACAACACAACUUGGCCAUUACCUGUGAAAAUUUUCUGCAGAGAUGAAAAAGGAGAGCGUGUUGAUGUUUCUAAAUAUUUGAUUAAAAAGGGUUUGGCUUUGAGAGAAAGGAGAAUUAACAAAUUAGAUAACAGCCAUUCAUUAUCUGAGAAGUCUCUGAAAGUCCCCCUGGAACAAGAAGAUUCAGUAGAUAUUAACUGUAUUAAAACUAACUUUGACCCUGACAAAAAAGCUGCUGACAUAAUCAGUGAACACCAAGUGUCUGAACUUCAGGAGAAAAUUCUAGAACCAAGAACCACUAGAUGCUAUAAACCACCAACUAUUCCUAACAUGAAAGUAUUUGAGGCAACAGUCAGCUGUGUUGCUGAUGAUGGAACUAUAUUUGUAUUACCUAAACCAUCAGAAUUUGAGUUAAUAAAAAUGACAAAUGAAAUUCAAAGUAAUUUAAAAUGCCUUGGUCUUUUGGAGCCUUAUUUCUGGAAAAAAGGAGAAGCAUGUGCAGUAAGAGGAUCUGAUACUCUGUGGUAUCGAGGAAAGGUGAUGGAGGUUGUAGGUGGCACGGUCAGAGUACAAUAUUUAGAUCAUGGAUUCACUGAAAAGAUUCCACAGUGCCAUCUUUACCCUAUUUUGCUGUAUCCUGAUAUACCCCAGUUUUGUAUUCCCUGUCAGCUCCAUAAUACCACACCUGUUGGGAAUGUCUGGCAACCAGAUGCAAUAGAAGUCCUUCAACAACUGCUUUCAAAGAGAGAGGUGGAAAUUCACAUUAUGGAAUUACCUAGAAAUCCAUGGGAGAAAUUGUCUAUUCAUCUCUAUUUUGAUGGAAUGUCACUUUCUUAUUUUAUGGCAUAUUAUAAAUAUUGUACUUCUGAACAUACUGAGGAGAUGGUGAAAGAAAAACCAAGAUCAGAUUAUGAUAAAAAGUAUGAAGAGGAACAAUGGGAAAUAAGGUUUGAAGAAUUGCUUUUGUCUGAAACAGAGACUCCUCUUUUACCACCGUAUUUGUCUUCAUCUCUGCCUCCCCCAGGAGAACUCUGUGCUGUUCAAGUUAAGCACGUUGUCUCACCUAAUGAAGUGUAUAUUUGCCUUGAUUCAGUAGAAACUUGUAAUCAAUCUAACCAGCAUAGUGACACAGAUGAUAGUGGAGUCAGCGGGGAAUCAGAAUCCGAAAGCCUUGAUGAAGCACUGCAGAGGGUUAAUACGAAAGUAGAGACGCUUCCUCCUCUGACAGAUUUUAGAACAGAAAUGCCUUGUCUUGCAGAAUAUGAUGAUGGCUUAUGGUAUAGAGCGAAGAUUGUUUCCAUAAAAGAAUUUAAUCCUUUAUCUAUCCUGGCACAAUUUGUUGAUUAUGGAUCAACUGCAAAGCUGACAUUAAACAGACUGUGCCAAAUUCCUUCUCAUCUUAUGCGGUAUCCAGCUCGAGCCAUAAAGGUUUUCUUGGCAGGGUUUAAACCUCCCUUAAGGGAUCUAAGGGAGACAAGAAUACCAUAUUGUCCCAAAUGGAGCAUGGAGGCACUAUGGGCUAUGAUAGACUGUCUUCAAGGAAAACAGCUUUAUGCUGCAUCCAUGGCGCCAGCACCAGAACAAAUAGUGACGUUAUAUGACGAUGAGCAGCAUCCAGUUCAUAUGCCAUUAGUAGAAAUGGGGCUUGCAGAUAAAGAUGAACAAGUGCAUAAGUGUAAGUUUUCAUUCUCUUCAUAGCAUAAGGCAUGGGGACUAGUGGCGAUUAAUGCUAGAUUGAUCAGAAAAGUACCCAAUUUUCCUUGAUGUCUCAAAGAAAUGACAUCAACACUCCAAAAGAAUCUCUUUCAGAUUUCUUCAUAGGCCCUUCUCACUUAUUGAGCACUAGGUAUCAUAGAGGUCCCCUAUCUGUAAGGAUGCUUGGAUGGGCUGUCAUGACUCUCACAGUACCAGGUACAUGGGGAGAGCAGGAGAGUGGGCACUGUAAAUAAUUUAAGCACAUAAAUAUCUGCUAAGCACACAGAACUUCUGAACAGUCAGCAUCCUCAUACCAAGUUAUUAAAGUACAUGCUAACCAGCUAACUUUUUAUCUUGUCCAUAAGAAGUGAUUCAGCUAGACUUGAACAUUUACAUUAAGCAGAUAUUUAAAAUAACACAUUUUGUUUUUCAGGUAUACAGUGAAGAUAAUCUGUAGAAGCCUAGAAGAAAGUUUUCUGUUAUAUUUAGACCCGAAAUGGUUUGCCUAAUUUGUUCUGCAGUAGUGCUUUAACUCUUCUCAUUUUUACAUAUAGGAAUUGUGUGGGUAAAAAAAGUUAAUAAAUGUUUGCUUCCCAACA
Messenger RNA from Sapajus apella (tufted capuchin), 5808 nucleotides. RefSeq names its product ring finger protein 17 (gene RNF17). Bases 233 to 5212 code for a protein of 1659 amino acids. The record is from RefSeq and is a predicted model, not a curated record. The transcript has 36 exons. NCBI's taxonomy places the organism in Eukaryota, Metazoa, Chordata, Mammalia, Primates, Cebidae.